AUGAUGAGAAUGUUCCAGAAGGUUCUGCACGAGUUGUCUGCCCCACGGUGCCAGGGCACCGGGCUCGCUCUGCUGCUCCUUGGAGUGCACCUGCUGACGGCCGCCCGUUCGCCAACCUUCACCAUCGGCCUGGUGGGGCCCUGGCGGUGCGACCCGGUGCUUUCCAGAGCCCUGCCUGAGCUGGCCGCCGGCUUGGCCAUCCAAACCAUCAACUGGGACCCGUCCGUCAGCCCAGCUUACCACUACGACUACACGGUGCUCGACGAGGAGUGUCAGACGGCGCAGGGCCUGGCCGGCUUCGCCAGGCUGGAGCGGCACGCCUCGGGCUUCGUUGGGCCUCUCAACCCCGGCUACUGCUCGGCGGCUGGCCUCCUGGCCAAGAGCUGGGGCAGGCCGCUGGUUUCCUGGGCCUGCCCGGAUCCCGACCCGGGCCGCGGCCCCCCUCGUCGUCGGGAGUUGAGCCACCCGGCCUUCGCCAGGCCCGCGCCCUCGGCCGCCGCCGUCUUGCUCCGGGUGCUUGAGCACUUUGGCUGGGCGCGGGUGGCCGUGGUGAGCUCGGAGCAGGAGCUCUGGGUGGAGACGGCCCGGGCGUUGGCCGACGGCCUGAGGCGUCGAGGCCUCCCUGUCAGCCUGCUGCUCACCGCGGAGAGCAGGCCCCAGGCCCAGCCUGAGGAGGCUGCCGCGCACAUCCUCAACCGCAUCCGAGAAAUGGACGGUGUGAGAGUCGUGGUCAUGUGCAUGCACUCGGUCUUAGUGGGAGGCAAAGACCAGCAGUUGUUCCUCCAGCAAGUGGACAAGAUGCAGAUGGCUGAUGGGAGAUACGUGUUCAUUCCGUUCGACACCAUCCAUUACAGCCUUCCAUACCGGAACGCCAGCUACCCAGUGCUGGCUGGGAAUGCCAGAUUGCGACGCUCCUAUGACGCCGUACUCACCAUCACCAUGGAUUCCAAGGAUAAAGACUUCCAUCAGGUCCUGGGAGAGGUUCUGGAAAAGAAUAACAUCCGGAUUUCUCUGAAGCCAACCCAGGUCUCCCCAUUAUUUGGCACCAUCUACAAUGCAAUAUACUACUUGGCCAAAGCAGUGGACAGUGCCUACCAGGGAAGCAGGGGGGUGGCUGAGACAAGCAUUGUCCAACACACCAGUGGGAUGGAGUUUGAAGGAUUUAACCAAGCCUUGCAGACAGACAAAGAUGGAGCAGUCAUUGCCGACUACGUGGUUUUGGACACUGACGGAAGGGGGAGCCGACUGAAGGCAACUCACUCAGUCAAAAUGGCUACAGGAACCUUGAAAUACCUUGGCACUACCAUCCAUUUCCCACAGGGCUCAGUCCCUGGAACAGAUGCUGACUGUUGGUUUGAUUCCAAGGAAGUCUGUACAGGAGGAUUGGACCCAAUGUUUGUGCUGUUGGUGUUCACCAUGGUCUGUUGUAUGAUUCUGAUCUGUGGAGCCACAAUCUAUUCCUUCAGGAAGCGCUUCCUGAAACCACACCUGUCAAAAGGACCCAACAAGAUCAUUCUCAGGCUGGAUGACUUGGUGUUCAUUAAUGCACAGCUCAGCCGUAAGAGAUUGAACGGUGAGAAUGAAACAUCUGUUUUAGGGAGAAGUGUCUUGGACUUGAAAACACCCAAACAUUCAAUGUCGGGGAAAAGCUUUGCGGCAGCCACUCCCGAAACCAGCAACAUUGCCAUAUAUGAGGGAGACUGGGUAUGGCUGAAGAAGAUCAGGAAUGGAAAAUUUACCGAGGUCAAACCUUCGACCAAAACUGUGUUCUCCAAGAUCCAGGAAUUGAGACAUGAGAAUGUGAAUCCAUCCUUGGGGCUCUUUCAUGACUGUGAUAUCCUCGCAAUCGUCACUGAGCAUUGCUCCAGGGGGAGUCUGGAGGACCUCAUCGCGAAUAAAGACGUGAAGCUCGACUGGAUGUUCAAAUCCUCCCUCCUUCUCGACCUGAUUAUGGGUAUGAAGUUCCUUCACCACCGACAACUGGUCCAUGGGCGUUUGAAAUCCAGGAACUGUGUGGUAGAUGGAAGAUUUGUCUUAAAGGUCACGGACUAUGGUUAUAAUGAGUUACUGGAAGUUCAAAACGUUACAUGGAUGGAUCCGAAGCCAGAAGACCGGUUUUGGACAGCCCCAGAGCUCCUCCGAGACCCGAGCCUCGAGAAGGUGGGGACUUUCAGCGGAGAUGUCUACAGCUUCUCCAUCAUCGUGCAGGAAGUGGUCGUGCGAGGACCUCCAUUCUCCACGCUGGACCUGAGCCCCAAUGAUAUUAUCAAGAAAGUGCAGAAGCCUCCGCCACUGUGCCGGCCCUCCGUCUCACCAGAUCUUGCUCCCAUGGAGUGUAUCCAGAUCAUGAAACUAUGUUGGAGUGAGCAGCCUGAGAGACGACCCAACUUUGACCAGAUCUUUGACCAGUUUAAAAACAUUAACAAGGGCAAGAAGACCAACAUUAUCGACUCGAUGCUGCGGAUGCUGGAGCAAUACUCCAGCAAUCUGGAGGACCUGAUCAAGGAGAGGACGGAGGAGCUGGAGAUCGAGAAGCAGAAAACCGAUCAACUCCUCACGCAGAUGUUGCCAUACUCUGUCGCCCAGGCACUGAAGACGGGGGACCCGGUGGAGCCUGAACAUUUUGAGCAGGUGACCAUCUACUUCAGCGACAUAGUUGGCUUCACCACCAUCUCAGCCAUGAGCGACCCCAUCGAGGUGGUUGACCUUCUCAACGACCUUUACACUUUGUUCGACGCCAUCAUCGGAUCCCACGACGUCUACAAGGUCGAAACGAUCGGAGACGCGUACAUGGUAGCGUCCGGACUUCCGACUCGCAACGGGAGCCGACAUGCGGCAGAAAUUGCUAACAUGUCCCUGGACAUCCUCAGCAGCAUCGGCACCUUCAAGAUGAGGCACAUGCCCGACGUUCCAGUGCGGAUCCGAAUCGGAUUGCACUCAGGUCCGUGUGUAGCAGGGGUGGUAGGACUGACCAUGCCAAGGUACUGCCUCUUCGGAGACACGGUCAACACUGCUUCACGGAUGGAGUCCACCGGCUUGCCCUAUCGAAUCCACGUGAAUGAAAGCACAGUCACCAUUUUAAUGAACCUUAACCUGGGCUACCAAGUGGAACUGCGAGGGAAGACAGAACUGAAGGGCAAAGGCUUUGAGGAUACCUUUUGGCUGGUUGGAAGAGAGGGCUUUAAUAAACCAUUGCCAACGCCACCAGAUCUCUUACCAGGAGCCAGCAACCAUGGCCUUAAUUUGGAGGAGGUGCCACCAGACAGAAGGCAGAAGCUGAUGAAUGCACCUUGUCACAAACGCAGACCCGGGGGCCAAUGCACCUGCUCCCAGGCACCAAAAGGCGGCCUUGCAUUUCUGUCGAGCCUUUCACGGCCCAAGGAUGCCCACAGACGCUUCGCAGCCAACGACGACGCGCUUUUUUUGAGCGGAAGUGGAGUUGCUAUCGGGUGGUUGGAGAUGGAUCCUGUGAAGGGCUUUGAGGAGAUUUACAAGAGGCUCAGGUGA
Messenger RNA from Hemiscyllium ocellatum (epaulette shark), 3507 nucleotides. RefSeq names its product retinal guanylyl cyclase 2-like. Bases 1 to 3507 code for a protein of 1168 amino acids. Gene Ontology annotation, molecular function: guanylate cyclase activity; peptide receptor activity; ATP binding. Gene Ontology annotation, biological process: intracellular signal transduction; cGMP biosynthetic process; receptor guanylyl cyclase signaling pathway. The record is from RefSeq and is a predicted model, not a curated record. Lineage: Eukaryota; Metazoa; Chordata; Chondrichthyes; Orectolobiformes; Hemiscylliidae. The transcript is spliced from 20 exons.